AUGGAGACGAAGUUCACCGGGGUCGAUUCUGAGGAUUCGAAUACAGUACACACCAUCAAGUCAGAUCUCACACCAGCGCUCCCACGAUUAAAUCAGGCCGUCUGCACUGAGGUUGACGCAGCCAUGAGAGAAGCCCUACCUUCCUGCGAGGACUGGACUGAAGUCGAUAUCAAUGAUAAGCUCCUUGACAUUAUAUCAAAAGUCUCUGGCCGCGUAUUCGUGGGCCCAGAUUUGUGUCAUGAUCCAGAAUACCUGGAGUUAGGCAGAAACUACACCGUCUAUCUUAUGGAAGCGCUCUUUGCUAUCAAACGGACGCGUCCGUGGUUAAAGUCUUUUGUGGGUCAUCGUCUCCCAGAAGUAAAGCGUCUACGAGACGUGGAAAAGAAAGCUAUAAAAUUCGUACAACCUAUUGUACGCGAAAGGCUAGAGGCUGAGAAGAGCGACCCGAAUUGGCAGAAGCCGGACGACAUGAUGCAGUGGUUGAUCAAUCGCUAUAACAAGGACGGUCAUGUAUCAGUCGAGCACAUUGCGAAGUGCCAACUUGGCUUGAUCCUCGCUGCCAGUCACACAACAACAAUGACUACAACUAACAUUCUUUACACUCUUGUAUCAACGCCAGAAUACGUUGAACCACUUCGAGAGGAAAUUCGUAACGCCAUGCAUGGGAAUGGAGGUAGUAUCACCACCAGGGCAUUGCAGGAAAUGGUGAAGCUUGACAGCUACAUGAAGGAAGUGCUUCGCUUGUACCCGGCUGGCCUCUCUUCAUUCAGUCGCCGCGUCAUGAAGGGCAUCACACUUUCUAACGGACAAUACCUCCCCCCCGGCGCCACCGUCCAGGUACCUACCGCCGCCAUUUACACCGACUCAGAGAACUACCCUGACCCCGACACCUUCGACGGCUUCCGACACUCCAAACUGCGUGAAGGUGGCACCGCAACUGAUCACAGCCGCAACCAAUUCGUUACCACGAACGAGACGAACCUGGGCUUUGGCUAUGGCAGACACGCAUGUCCUGGACGCUUCUUCGCCGCCAACGAGAUCAAGAUGAUUGUAGCCAGACUAAUCCUCAACUAUGACAUGAAAAUGCCGGGAGAUGCAACGGAAAGGUAUCCAAACGUCGAUAUUGGACGAUCUUGUAUCCCUUGUCCCGGCGCUGAAAAGGGUUAG
This is a messenger RNA of Parastagonospora nodorum SN15, 1167 nucleotides long. RefSeq lists its product as hypothetical. Gene Ontology annotation, molecular function: heme binding; iron ion binding; monooxygenase activity. The record is from RefSeq and is a predicted model, not a curated record. The transcript is spliced from 3 exons. NCBI's taxonomy places the organism in Eukaryota, Fungi, Ascomycota, Dothideomycetes, Pleosporales, Phaeosphaeriaceae. The coding region runs from base 1 to 1167 and encodes 388 amino acids.